AUGGCACCUCCAGAGAAAAGGAUUAGAAAACCUAGGGAAAACCAAGAGAAAUAUGAAAGACCAAGUCAAAACAAUGUAAAAGAAUAUAAGAAGAGUAGAGACAAGAAACUUAAGGCAAAUUUAAAGAGAAUGGAUAGACAAUAUGCCCAAACUGUGUCAGAUGCAGCUGCCACUGAUUAUCUAUUGCCAGAAUCAUCUGGUUACAUGGAGACAGAAGAAGAGAUGGAAAAGACAUUCAGAGUUAAACAACAUGAGAUUGUGAAGGAUGUUGAUAUCUCAACUGCAAACAAAGCUCUAGAUCUAAAAUUAAAUGAAUUUGGGCCAUAUUAUAUUAACUACUCAAGAACAGGUACUCAUUUGCUAAUGUCAGGUCGUAAGGGACAUGUUGCUUCUAUGGAUUGGAGAAAAGGUGAACUACGUGCAGAACUAAAUUUAAAUGAAACCUGCCAUGCAGCUACAUACUUACAAAAUGAACAAUUUUUCGCUGUUGCACAAAAGAGAUACACAUUUAUAUAUGAUCAUGAAGGUGUGGAAUUACAUCGUUUGAAACGACAUGUUGAUGUUAGACAUUUAGAAUACUUACCAUAUCAUUUCUUACUGGCAACUGCUGGUGAGACUGGUUGGUUGAAAUACCAGGAUGUCUCUACAGGUGCGUUAGUUACGGAGACGAGAACUAAAUUGGGACCAACAACUGCAAUGACACAGAAUCCAUGGAAUGCUGUCAUGCAUCUUGGUCAUAGUAACGGUACUGUUACUUUAUGGUCUCCAUCUAUGCCUGACCCAUUGGCUAGAAUAUUGUCCGCUAGAGGACCUAUUAAUAGUAUAGCCAUUGAUAGAAGUGGUUAUUAUAUGGCUACUACAGGAAAAGAUAAAUCAUUAAAAAUAUGGGAUAUUAGAAAUUUCCAAGAAUUACAUAGUAUUGAAAACUUACCAACGCCAGGUACAAAUGUUUCUAUAUCGGACACAGGUGUUCUUGCGGUUGCAAGAGGACCGCAUUUAACGUUAUGGAAGGAUGCAUUAAAAAGAGGUAAGGCUGCUAAGCCAUGCUUCGGUUCCAUGGGUGGUAACCCAAAUAGAAACACACCAUAUAUGACCCAUUUAUUUGCAGGUAAUAAGAUUAAUAAUAUGACAUUUGUACCAUUUGAAGAUUUAUUAGGUGUUGGACAUGAAGGUGGUAUGACUAAUCUAAUUAUUCCAGGUGCAGGUGAAGCUAAUUAUGAUGCAUUAGAAAUCAAUCCAUAUGAAACUGCUAAACAAAGGCAAGAACAAGAAGUCAGAAGUUUGUUGGACAAAUUACCUGCUAAUACCAUUACAUUGGAUCCAAAUACUUUAGGUGCUGUUGAUAAGACAGCAUCUAAUACUAGAUUAUCUGCAAAGGAUUUGGCCAAUGUCACAAUUGGUACAGAGAAGAUAAAGAAGGAAAAUAUGGAUAUUCCAUCGGUGAAAGUUGAUGUUAAGGGGAAGAAUUCAGGUCUUCGUUCGUUCUUACGUAAGAAAACUCAAAAUGUUGUUGAUGAAAGAAAGGUAAGAGUACAAAAACAAUUAGAAAAAGAAAAGGCUCUUCGUUUGAGAAAGACUAAGAUACAUAACAAUGAGCUUUCAGAGGAUCACAAGGAUCUCGUUGAUGAAGCAUUAGGUAGAUUUUCAUAA
Molecule: messenger RNA, 1650 nt
Organism: Maudiozyma barnettii
Lineage: Eukaryota; Fungi; Ascomycota; Saccharomycetes; Saccharomycetales; Saccharomycetaceae
Gene: UTP7
Product: Utp7p
Exons: 1
Coding region: 1-1650 (549 amino acids)
Biological process (GO): maturation of SSU-rRNA from tricistronic rRNA transcript (SSU-rRNA, 5.8S rRNA, LSU-rRNA)
Cellular component (GO): small-subunit processome; 90S preribosome; nucleolus
Molecular function (GO): protein binding
Source: RefSeq, a predicted model, not a curated record